CUUAAUCUCUCUUUUUUUUUUUCAAGAUUAAGAUUAGAUUGCAUUCUAUAUUUUUUUUAACAAAAAAAGAAAAUGAAUGAAAGUAUGGAAAUUGGCUCUACAACAACAACGAUAACAGCAACUAUUACUACUGAUUUUGCUAACAUGGAGAAACGUGUGAUAACAACUACGGAAGGAGUCCAGGUACAGAAAUUUUUAGCGGCGCCUGUAAAUUGUAAGCUAUUUGUUGAAAAAAUGACAAAAGAGGGAGAAUCGGAAUUUAGGAAAGCAGAGAUAUUAUCCUUACGACAAACACUUCAAAACCAACAACCAGAAUUCUACGUUCAUUAUAUUGAAUUUAACAAACGUUUAGAUGAAUGGGUUUCGAUAGAUCGACUUGACUUUACUCGACCUAUAGAGUUUCCUAUAAAGAAGUAUCAAAAUCAACUUUCUUCUACAGACGGUAGUAGUAGUAGAGAAAAUAUACCUUCUCAAAAUAGACGUAAAAACUUGAAGAGAAAAGAGACAAUAGGUCCUCAUAAGAGAAAUAAUGUAUUAGAAGUUGAAAUAGAAGAAGGAGAGGAUGAAAUAGAUUCAAAGAAAAAUGAUAUUGAAAGGCUAAAAAUGUCUAGAUCUACGACACAAAAUAUACAUGAAGUGGCAAGAGUAAAGAAUCUGAAUAAGAUUCAAAUUGGUCAACACGAAGUAGAAACAUGGUAUUUUUCGCCCUAUCCUUUUGAAUAUACAUAUUGUGAUAUCUUAUAUAUUUGUGAAUUCUGUCUUUGCUUUUAUGUUUCAUAUAAACAGUUUGAAAGACAUAGAACAAGAUGUCAACUUUAUCAUCCUCCAGGCAAUGAAAUUUAUCGUCAUGAGGAAAUUUCAUUCUUUGAGAUCGAUGGACGUAAGCAAAAGACUUGGUGUCGAAAUCUCUGUCUAUUAUCUAAAUUAUUUCUAGACCAUAAAACGCUCUAUUAUGACGUGAACCCAUUUCUAUUCUACUGUAUGACAGAGAAGGAUGAAAAAGGAUAUCAUUUAAUUGGAUAUUUUUCAAAAGAAAAGGAAUCAUCUGAAAACUAUAAUGUAGCGUGUAUCUUAACCUUACCACAUUAUCAGAGAUUAGGGUAUGGUCGUUUGCUGAUCUCAUUCUCAUAUGAGUUAUCCAAGAUAGAGGGUAAAGCAGGUUCUCCUGAAAAGCCCUUAUCUGAUUUAGGGCUAUUGUCAUAUAGGGCUUAUUGGACUGAUGCAAUUAUUGAACUCUUAUUAGUGUCUCAUGAUCUAUCACCAUCAGAGAAAGAAUUUACAUUAGAAGAAAUCUCACAAAGAACAUCGAUCACAACUCGAGAUAUAUUAUAUACUUUACAAUCUAUUAGAGCUUUGAAAUAUUAUUGUGGACAGCAUAUUAUUUGUUUAGCAGAUAAAGUAAUUGAACAAUGGAAAACAAGUUACGAAAAGAAAAAACAAAGAAAAAGGAUUAUUUUUCCUGAAAAGUUAAAUUGGAAGCCAACCCAUUUUACACCUGCUCAACUCAGAUAUCUUUAAACUUUAUUCCACAUAUGUAAUGAGAAAAAAAGAAAAUACCCUUGUUUUUAAUAAUUAUGUUAUAUUUUUAAUAAAUUAAUAAGCAGCAAGAAAAGAUCCAAAAUAUACAAAGAAGUAAGUACUUCAAGUAACUGAUAAAGUAAUGUAUUCUUUAUUUUAUUAUGCCUGAAUCUUAACAAGUACAGUACACAGUACACGUACAAGAAGAAUAGGAAGUUUGUAUAGCAUUCUACAUAAGCUUAAUUCAAAUUAUUGCUAUGAGUAGUGGUGCC
Cokeromyces recurvatus is the source of this 1790-nucleotide messenger RNA. RefSeq names its product acyl-CoA N-acyltransferase. Gene Ontology annotation, molecular function: histone acetyltransferase activity. Lineage: Eukaryota; Fungi; Mucoromycota; Mucoromycetes; Mucorales; Mucoraceae. The record is from RefSeq and is a predicted model, not a curated record. The coding region runs from base 73 to 1518 and encodes 481 amino acids. Gene Ontology annotation, biological process: regulation of DNA-templated transcription. The transcript has a single exon.